Drosophila arizonae is the source of this 570-nucleotide messenger RNA. RefSeq names its product proteasome assembly chaperone 4. Gene Ontology annotation, biological process: proteasome assembly. Lineage: Eukaryota; Metazoa; Arthropoda; Insecta; Diptera; Drosophilidae. The record is from RefSeq and is a predicted model, not a curated record.
UUAUUCUUAAGUAAAACAAACCAACUAUAGACAUGGAAAGCUGUGCUGUUUUGCAGGAUGCUUGCGGCGACAUUGCCAAGAAACAACAACAACAAACACCAGCAGCAGCAACUCCGGCUACGGCAUCGAGCCUGCCCUUUGCCUCGCACAUGGCUCAACUCGUUGUGGGCUCUGUGCAGGUGACAUUGCGUGUGCUGAAGAUGAACGGCAGCACACUGAUAUUCCUGGGCACCACAGAUGCCGAGCGAGUGGAUGAGUUUGCCAUGGCGAUGCUAUCACGUCCGCCCAGCAAGCAAAUCGUCUCCACGACAUUUCUCGGCGAGAGCGGGCAGAGCGAUUCUCUGGUGCUGGCCAACAAGCUGGCCAUGCGCUACGGCCGUCAAUUCUAUGUGAGCUUCAAUCUGCAAAUGGACGCCGUUACACGUGCCCAGUUCGAGGCGGCAUUGGUCAGCUAUAUGCAGAAGAACCUGGAGAUGUUCGUGUGAGGCAGCUGAUGCUGCUGUUUUCAAUGUACCUCAAUAUGUAUUUAUAAUUAUGAUUAAAAAACAGGCAAAUGUAUUGCACUUAUUU